This is a messenger RNA of Cantharellus anzutake, 1811 nucleotides long. RefSeq names its product Endonuclease/exonuclease/phosphatase. Lineage: Eukaryota; Fungi; Basidiomycota; Agaricomycetes; Cantharellales; Hydnaceae. The record is from RefSeq and is a predicted model, not a curated record. Gene Ontology annotation, molecular function: poly(A)-specific ribonuclease activity. The coding region runs from base 165 to 1712 and encodes 515 amino acids. The transcript has 7 exons.
CGACGUCAACAAAUCCAAAUACGGCAGGCUUUUCGCGCCUCACUAUCAGCGUGUACCUUCAUAGACAGGCGAGCCUAAGCAUCCUGGGUGUGCUGCCGAAAGCCCUUCUCUCCUCUUGGCAGGCUUCUGUUGGGGCCAGGAAAAUCACCAAACUCUCCUUUACUAUGCCGCCCACACUUACUCCGGAGCAACUGGCACUUAGGGAAGCUCGCAGAUUAAAAAAGCUAGCCUCUCAGAAUGCUUCUACUUCCGACAGAGUGUCUCUUAACCCCCACGCAAAGAUCCUCAAAAGGGAAUGGGCGCGUUUGCGUGCGCCACAGUCUCCAUCCUCUUCAGUACGAGUGAUGACAUGGAAUAUGCUAGCACAGACUCUUGUCCGACGGGAUCUUUUCCCGUCAAGCGACUGCCUUAGAGCGACACAACGAGGACUCAUGCUCUCUAAUGAAAUUACAUCCUAUGAUCCCGAUAUAGCAUGUCUCCAAGAAGUAGACGCCGAGCGUUCGGAUGAGCUCGCACUAGAAUUAGAAAAAAAAGGAUAUCAAUGCACAUAUGGAACUGGCCUAGGAAAGCGUCAUGGGUGCAUGGUAGCACAUAGGACAUCCAAAUUUAAGAGGCUUACCGAACGGGUGAUUAGCCUUGACAGCAUUUGCCUCGUUGACAUAUCCACUAUGACAUCUUCAUCUACCUUGAACCACGUCUCCAAUGAGAGUACGUCCAAAGGGCUGACGCGGAAAACAAAAAACAUCGCUUUGAUCGUUGCUUUGUCCACGCAUGAUCAGGGACUUAUACCGAAAGGUUACAUAGCCGUUACCUGCCACUUAUUCUGGCAUCCUAGAUAUGUCUACGAAAGAGCAAGACAAGGCGCAAUAAUUCGUAGGGAAGUACUUGACUUCCAAAAGAAAAACAAUCUUCUCCGUUGGCCAGUCUUCUUCGCCGGUGACUUCAACUGCCAACCAACCGAAGCAUUAUACAAUCUACUUGUGCGCAACCCGCUCACCGCAAGGCACGCCAAAGAUAUCUCAGCUUCGCAUGUCAUCCACAUGUCUAUCGACCCAAGUAUACAGCCUUCCAGCGCUUCGACUGAAAAGGGAGGCGAGGAAGAGGGGGAGGAAGGCGCUGCGGCCAUUAGUGACGCACAAGACAGGGGCGGUGAAAACGCCGAAGGAAAAGAGAAGGAAGAACCUGACCCUGACCGCGUCUUUACGAACACGAGAAAUGCGCUCCCAGAGGAUGGCUUGAUGAGUGCGGAAGAAUUGGAGAAGAUAUUUUGGUCAUUUCCUCCGUUGCGAAGCGCGUAUGAUGAGGGUCACGACAAGAUUUUCGGUUUGGGCGUUACUUCUGGGUCCCUGGAUCUGGAAAGGACUUUUGCUGCUAGACUGGACGAAAAGGAUAAAUUACAGUAUCUAGGUCGAAAAGGGAUGAACGAGCCCAUGUACACGAACUUCACGCAUUAUUGGCGCCUUACACUGGACUACAUUUUCAUCCAGGAUCCCCUCAUCGCAUUCCCUGCGGAUCUAAACACGCCCAACCUUCCUCUUUCCAACAACGAUCAUGCGUCAUCGCAGGCACUGGGCAUCGCAAGACCAAAGGGGGAAGGCGAAAUAAUCGCUCUUCUCCGAACUCAUCGCGCAGAGGACCUUGAACCGGGCCUUCCCAAACUUGGCGUUUGUGCCUCGGACCAUAUCGCGCUGUGCGCGGAAAUCGAAUAUUGAAGCAAAUAAUAUAUUCCUGUGUACAAUACGUCUGUCAGUGCGUUGCCGUCGACGCAAUGUUGGGAUUAAUACUGGUAAAUAUGGCAUAAGAGGAUAUAU